GGGCGGCGCUUCCGGCGGGCGCGAGGCCUUGUGGGGGAUCGCGAGGCGCCUGUUCUGCGCGGCGGUGCUGAGCGGCCGGAGCCGUGAUGUCUCACACAAUUCUACUUGUGCAGCCCACCAAGAGGCCAGAAGGCAGAACAUACGCUGACUAUGAAUCGGUGAAUGAGUGCAUGGAAGGAGUCUGUAAAAUGUACGAAGAGCAUCUGAAGAGAAUGAAUCCCAACAGCCCAUCCAUUACGUACGAUAUCAGCCAGUUGUUUGACUUCAUUGAUGACUUGGCAGACCUCAGCUGUCUCGUUUACCGUGCUGAUACUCAGACAUACCAACCAUACAAUAAAGACUGGAUAAAGGAGAAGAUCUACGUCCUGCUCCGCAGGCAGGCCCAGCAAGCAAGCAAAUAAUGGGGGCAGCAGCCUCCCGUGGGGCUGGGGGAGGGCUUGGACAACAGGUGUGUACAGAGUGUAGUAGUGAACGUUUUGUAUCAUAGUCAUCCUGUUGCCAUCUUGUUAAACUCUGUAGCCAGGACUGAACUAUUGGUAGAGAUGCAAGGGUUUCCUCGGAUUUGGCUUUUGGUUUGGGGGGUUUUUUUCAGUGUAAAUGGAGAAGAAAGGGUGACAUUUUCAGCAGAGUUCUCAUUUGGUCUUUUUUGUUCCUCUGGUUGACUAAUGGUCCUACCUUGUUUGAACCCCUGGGGCUGUCCACAUUGUCCUUCGCCACAUUCACUGUACGCGCCCUGCCGUGGGGUUGCCAGCGUUUCGUUAUGUCCUCGAGGCGGUCUUGAUGGGGAAUAAAAAGCUACCCUUUAGUUAAA
Colius striatus (speckled mousebird) is the source of this 811-nucleotide messenger RNA. RefSeq names its product ERH mRNA splicing and mitosis factor (gene ERH). The transcript has 4 exons. Lineage: Eukaryota; Metazoa; Chordata; Aves; Coliiformes; Coliidae. The record is from RefSeq and is a predicted model, not a curated record. Bases 87 to 401 code for a protein of 104 amino acids.